AUGACGAUGUUCGACAGCAGACUCUUCUUGGUUCUCCUGGCUGUUCUUGUGCCAUCCCUGGGAUCUGUUCCUGGGCCUAAUGAGCUUCCCGACAAGCUUCAGAAUCUCCUAGACCUCCUGGUAGACGCUAAGGCUGAUUUCCAGGCGUUGCUGGGCUUGUCCAUCAUCUGGACAUCGGUGACCGGGGGACCUGUGGAUCAGCACGCCACCAAGGAAACCAGAGCUCUGUAUCACAGCAUGCUGAAGUUGGCUCGCACCCCCAACAAGUUCAUGUUUGGGCACCAAGAAGACACCUGGAUAGGAAUCUCUCCUGCCCGUGGGAACUACCAGACUGCACAAGUUGACAACAAUGACGAGGACGAGUUAUCUGACAUCCGGAGCGUCACAGGCGAGUAUCCAGCCAUUGUUGGAUUCGACUUCAAAGACUUCCAGGAUGAUCAAAUAAAGAUAUUGACCUAUCUUGUCAAAAAGGCCCAUGCUAGAGGACAGGUGAUCACGGUGUGUCAGCACGCCAGCAACCCUGUCACAGGCGGUUCCUUCCAUUUAUACUGGGACAAUGGCACCGUGCUCCAUACUCUGCGACGGUCUCUCCCAGGUGGGGAUGCCAAUCCCAAAUUCAAAGCCAACUUAGACAAAAUAGCUUCCUGGGCCAACAACAUGAAGGACGAGAAUGGCCGACUUAUUCCGAUCAUUUUCCGAUUGUUCCACGAAGCCGACGGUGAUUGGUUCUGGUGGGGUCUCAAUAAUCGAUGUCAGAACACCCCUACAGAUAUCAGGGACAUCAUGAAGUAUACUAUAUCCUAUCUGAGGGACACAGGGAACGUCCACAACUUCCUCUACACAUUUACCAUCGACUGCUUCACUAAAACAGACAACUUCCACCUUCUGUAUCCUGGGGAUGAUUACAUAGACAUCAUAUCUGUUGACUACUAUUACAAAUAUACCCCUACCACUACGAAGGACAUUCUGAAGACGAAUAUUGCCAAUCUUGUGGACAUUGCAGAGUCCCGUGGUAAGAUUCCUGCUAUUGCAGAGGCAGGCAUGGCAGAUGACGGGCUGUUUAACCAUACCAACGCGUGGACAGACAAUUAUCUGUCGGUGCUCAAGACACAACCGAAGUUGACUCGCAUUUUGUACAUCUUAGGUUGGCAUAACAGAUGUUUGAUAAACGACUACUGUCCAUUCUAUGUCCCCUUCAAGGGAUUUAAAGGAGCUGCUAUAUUCAGGGACACUUUCUAUAAGGAUCCAGUAACGGUAUUUGAGAAAGAAAUACGAAGUUUGAAAGUGUAUGGUUAA
Haliotis rubra (blacklip abalone) is the source of this 1296-nucleotide messenger RNA. Its product is annotated as mannan endo-1,4-beta-mannosidase-like. Gene Ontology annotation, biological process: substituted mannan metabolic process. The transcript is spliced from 3 exons. The record is from RefSeq and is a predicted model, not a curated record. NCBI's taxonomy places the organism in Eukaryota, Metazoa, Mollusca, Gastropoda, Lepetellida, Haliotidae. Bases 1 to 1296 code for a protein of 431 amino acids. Gene Ontology annotation, molecular function: mannan endo-1,4-beta-mannosidase activity.